UACAUAAGGGCCCUACAGCGGGGGGACCGGUACGCCGAGGCUGAGGAAGUGGGAAAAUGCCAUCACAACCCCGAUCAGCAACGCCCUCGGCCGGAUGACAAAGGCAACAGGGGGCUGGGGGCUUCCCCAAAUCAAUCCAAAGGCUCGGCACCCCCCAGUGAUCGCCCCCGACAUGGCAAAGCCAAGCCCGGGGGAGGUUACAAGGGCAACCCGAAGGCUCGGGCCCAACCCAUUCUCUUGGAGCACCCUCGGACGCCCUUAACACACCCCGUCAGUGUAAUCCUAGACUUCACCGAAGAGAGGGGCCUGGUGGAGCGAGACUCUCGCGCUCCCCCGGAGGUGUAUGCCAUCAACCCCAAUUAUCCUUACCGUCGGUUCCAUCGCAACCAAGGGCACAUGACUGAUGACUGCCACUAGUUGAAGGCGACCAUUGAAAAGUUAAUACAAGCGGGCCAUCUGUCCCAAUUUAUCUGAAGCCCUCAGCACCAAGGGCCCCCACGAGGUCCACCAACGAGGGCAAAUGCCUGGGUCAACCCGAACACCAUCCCCCUCGGUGAUCCGAAGGGUAAGAAAAGGGAAAUCGGGAAUCUCGAUGAAGAGGAGGAGUACAACCAGUUCUAGGAGAAAAAGCGCCACAUCCACAUGAUCACCGGGGGCAACACAGAGGGGACUCCACCAGCCAAAGGAAGAAGUGGGCUCAAUCGCUUUACGUGGGGGAAGUCACUCAUAUGCCCCCGUAAAGCGGCUGAGGGAGGAAACCCAUUACAUUCACCAAUGCUGAUCUCCCCCCGGUUUCCUCGCCUCAUAGGGAUGCCCUGGUAAUCCAAAGUGAGAUCAACGACACCAUCAUCCACAGAACUUACGUUGAUACAGGUAGCUUCGUCAACGUAAUGUACCUCAUCACUUUCAAGGAGCUACACCUGGAGAGGGGGUCCCUUCGGCCUAUCAAGACCCCCCUGUCCGGAUUCACCGGAGACACCAUUGAUUCCGAGGGGAUAAUAACCCUCCCGGUACUUUUUGGCGACGGGCUCCAUAGAUCCAAGCUCGAGGUGGAAUUCGUCGUCGUUAACAUUGACUGCGCUCACAACGUCAUCCUCGGUCGGCCUGCCCUUGAGGACCUAGAGGCCAUCAUCUCCAUGAGGCACCUAUGUCUGAAAUUCCCAGCCGAAGGAGGCAUCGGGUACUCAAGGGGGAACCAAAAAUUGGCCCGCGCCUGCUACCUUGAAAUCACUAAGAAGGGUAGUAAAACUGAGUUCCGAGUAGACACCAUCACCGGAACUAUGGAGGAAGAAGAAAAGAGGUCGAGGGCAGAACCAACCAAAGAGGUAGAAGACUUUACGCUCGAUCCGACCAAGCCGGAAAGAGUCGUGAAGAUUGGAGCCAAGCUCCCUGAAGAUUUGAAGACCGGCAUCACGGAUGCCCUCCACGCCUACUCCAUUGUUUUUGCAUGGGGGCCGGAGGACAUGCCGGGGAUCAGCCGAAGGGUCAUCACUCACCGCAUGUCGGUGGACCCUUCGUCCAAACCCAUAUAGCAGAGAAGAAGGCCCCUCUCGGCCGAGAGAAGGGGCUUCGUGAAGAAGGAGGUUGCCAUGCUCCUCUCCAUCAAACAUAUCAAGGAGGUGGAAUACCCCUCAUGGCUGGCCAACGUGGUCCUCGCACAGAAGCCGCCCACCUUCCGCAUGUGCGUGGACUACACAAAUUUGAAUAAGGCAUGCCCAAUGGACCCUUUUCCUUUACCAAACAUUGAUCAGUUGGUAGAUGAGACAACGUGGUGUUAAAUCAUGUCUUUCCUCGAUGCCUUCCGCGGAUACCACCAGAUUUUCAUUACGAAGAGGAUGCUGAAAAAACAGCCUUCAUGACACCUGAAGGCAUCUUUUUGCUAUCUUGUGAUGGCCUCCGACCUCAAGAAUUCUGGCGCCACCUACACCCGUAUGGUGGCCAGGGUUUUUCAAGCAGUCUUAGGACGCACCAUGGAGGCCUAUGUUGACGAUAUGACCGUCAAGAGUAAGAAAUCAAACACCCACGCCGAGGACCUCCGGGAGAUAUUCGCCAUCAUGCAAAAAUACAACCUUCGGUUGAAUCCAAAGAAGUGCACCUUCGGCGUACAAGUAGGGAAGUUUCUUGCCUACAUGGUUAGCCGAAGGGGUAUUGAGGUCAACCCUAAAAAAAUUCAAGUCAUCAUCGACAUGGAGCCCCCAUGUAACGUGAAGGAGGUUCAGAGAUUGACGGGUCGCCUAGCGGCCCUCAACCGUUUUCUCUCCAAAUCAGCGGAAAAGGCCCUCCCCUUCUUCCAAAUCAUGAGGAAGGCAGCGGGUUUCCAAUGGACAACUGAGUGUCAGGGGGCCUUCGACGAGCUCAAAAAGUACCUCUCUUCUCCUCUUGUACUCUCCAAGCCCAAAACAGGAGAGACCUUGUAUUUAUACCUUGGCGUCAGCCCCGCAACCAUCAGCUCAGUACUCAUCCGGGAGGAAGAUGGCGUCCAACAUGCCAUCUUCUAUGUUAGCAAGACCCUCAGGGAGGCGGAACUCAGGUACUCCCCCAUGGAGAAAACGGUACUAGCCAUUGUUUGGACCGUCAAGAAGCUUGGCCACUACUUCCAAGCUCAUCCGGUCCAGGUCCUCACACAACAACCCCUCAACGCUUUGAUGAGGAGCCCCACCAGCUCCUCCAGAAUGGUAAAAUGGGCUAUCUUCCUAAGCCAGUACAACAUCGACAUCCAUCCGAGGCCCGCCAUAAAGGGCCAAGCCCCGGCGGACUUCGUAACGGAGUGCACAACAAGGUCGGCUACAGAUGAGGAGCCCUCGGCUCCCUCAGAUGAUUGGUGGACCCUCUAUACCGAUGGCUCCUCAGCCACCAAAGCAUGCGGAGGAGGGGUAGUUCUCGUUACUCCCGAAGGCUUCCGCGCCUACUAUGCCCUCCGUUUCUCCUUCAAAGUCUCCAACAACGAAGCAAAGUAUGAGGCCCUCCUCUGUGGCCUUCGGUUGGCGGCCAACAUGAAGGCCAGACAAAUCCAUGUGAAAUGCGACUCCAAGUUAGUCGUUGGCCAAAUUUCCGGAGAAUAUGAGGCCAAGGAAGGAAGAAUGAAGCAGUACAAGGAAGCGGCCAAGGAGUUGCUUAAGGUCUUUGAGGCCCAUUCUCUCACUCAAAUACUGAGGGCUCAAAACUCUGAGGCCGACAUUUUAUCAAAGCUCUCGGAUGAAUCCCCAGAGCACCUCUCGAAGAUUGCGAGAAUUGAGGAGCUUAGCCCCUCAAGCAUACACACCAGCCCCAUCAUGCAAAUACAUCAAAGGCAAGAGGACUGGAUCUCAGACAUCAUGGCCUUCAUCACCACAGGGCAACUGCCCGAGGAUGAGGCCCGCGCAAAACUAGCAAAGCUGAGGACUCCCACCUACACCAUUGAAGAUGGAAGGCUCUACAAGAGAUCCUAUAACUGUAACACCGUCCCCAAAUGUAUUUACCUUUAAGCGAAUAAUUUAUUGAACCCUAUGAAUUUUUUGGUGAAUUUACGAGGUUGUGAAAUUGUAUUAAUUUUUUCGGGUGAAUAGUAAAAUGCACGUGGGGCCCACAUCGGGAGUGGGGACCGCCCGAUAAUAUCGGGACCACAUAUUAGAUUCUUCUGGGCCUAGAAAAUACGCAUAUGGUGGUGGAUACCCAAAUUGGUCCAUAGCAAUGGCACAGGGUUGACCGGUUGGUCAAACGGGGCCAAAUUAUCGGUAUCGGCAAUUUCUCGGAUAACGGCCCAAAAAGGGAUUCCGGAGAUUUCUUAAUUAAAAUUGGGGAAUCAUAUUGAUUCUAAGGUCCAAUAAUGAUUUGGAACAAGUGUUAUAUUUUAUUUGACCCGAUAAAAUAAAAUAUACUUAAAACAGUCCGGAAAAAUACAACUUUCGGGACCGAUUGUACACUUCUGGACAAAAAGGGUUCACCUCCCACAUGGGUGGGGGCCAACCCACGAUUUUAGCCUCAUUAUUCAGGGCCUGAGCAGGCUGGUAGGAGAAUUGAGGUGGGAGAGGACUGAUUUGAGAUGUUUGGCAUCAAAACAAAUCAUGGUGGCCCUCCUCCCUUUCACUCAUUGCCCAAAAGGAGACAAAGAGGCAUUCCUACCCAUCCCCCUCCUCACUAGUUCGGCCAGCAGCAAGGGAAAGGAGGAAAGAACCUCUACAACUUCAUCUCCAUAGCCCCAAAUCCGAACUCAAGCUCAAGGGAGUCCAAGAAGAAAGUUUAAGAAGGAAAAAGCUAGGAAAAAGUGUGAAAAUUAAGGAACUUGAUUUAAAGUAUUUUUGAGCUUCGCCGGAGUUUCGUCGGAGUUGGUCAAAGUUCGCCGGAGUUGGUCAAAGUUCGCCGGAGUUGGUCAAAGUUCAAUCGAGAAACGUAGAACGCGCUUAAGCUUAAUUAAAUUUCAGGUAGAACUUGAAGGUUGCUACUACCAGCCGCUGCUUCGGGAAGUUUCUGAGGAGAAGACUUGGUUCGUGCUUCUCCCGUUCUUGUUUUGAAAACAAUAUGAAUAAUGCUCAUGGAUAAUAUUUUCUGAACAAUUACUUUGGGGGCUUGCAUGCCUAAUUAUGCCAAGUGUGGCUUGAACACUUGUAUCAAUUGUUUCCG
Messenger RNA from Cuscuta europaea, 4599 nucleotides. Lineage: Eukaryota; Viridiplantae; Streptophyta; Magnoliopsida; Solanales; Convolvulaceae. The record is from the annotation of a GenBank genome assembly.